Messenger RNA from Anneissia japonica, 1113 nucleotides. RefSeq lists its product as uncharacterized. The record is from RefSeq and is a predicted model, not a curated record. Gene Ontology annotation, molecular function: protein binding. NCBI's taxonomy places the organism in Eukaryota, Metazoa, Echinodermata, Crinoidea, Comatulida, Comatulidae.
UACACAAUGCUGGACCUAGUGAUACUGGAAACUAUUCUUAUGGUCUAGCAAAUGGAGACCACCUUUGUAAUUUCACUGUUAUUGUAGGAGAGUAUGUCUCUGAAUUAAAUUCAGUUGUUAUUUUGAUGGGUACAUCAAGACAUUUCUUUUGCUAUGCAAACGCAUCAAUACCUCUGGAAUUGGUCACAUGGUUGAAAGAUGGCGUUGAAGUACAAUCAACAAAAUAUAUUGUGAAUAAAUCUGUGAUUUUUCAGCUUAAUGCAGCUGCAGUUACAGAUUCUGGGAACUAUUCCUGUGUUCAAGGAAAUCAAUUAUUGGGGAGUGUAUAUGUCACAGUGGGAGAUAUUCCUCCUAAAGUUGAGAACUUGCAUUGUUAUUCACAUUACCAAGGUGAGAAUAGAUGCGAGUGGUCACCGAUUCCUAAUUCAGAAAAUAAUCUACAAACCAACUAUAAUUGCACUUGUUAUGAAGAGUAUCAAGGUGCAACAGUAAUUGGCAAGGUAACUAAUAGCACAUGCAAUUUGGAUGACCGCCUAAAUUCUGCAACUACAUGCAGUCUCACCAUUUUAAGUUACAAUGUUCUAGGAAGUGUGGCUGUUACAAAGAGUUUGACAUUUAAUUAUAUCAGUGUUUGUCAGCAUGACUGAUAUCAUGCUGAAAAAGAGUGGAAGACAGGUAGAAAUAUUCAUGUUUGAGUACUAUAUACUAGCAUUGUUGAUUAAUAUUUAGCUCCAUGAUGUGUAAGCCUAAUGCAGGAGUCACUUUGAAGCCUGGACCCACCCUCCUCAGAGGUCGCCAAAUAUCAACGUCGACUCGACGUCGAAGCCUAAGGUCAAUAAAUUUGUUGUUGUAGUCCUAACGUUCUUCUAUCUUGAUUGAGUUAAGCUUUAACCUACAAAUUUGAUGAAAGGUGUAAAGCUUUGACGGGUAAUUUGUGUUUUCUGGUGAUGGGAGAUCGAAUGCAUACCUAUUAAAGAUGAUGAAUGGUGUGAAGCUUUGACGAAUAAUUUGUGUUUUAUGGUGAUGUGACAUCGAAUCCACUACAUCGGUCAUGUCGAAAAAAUGUGGAAAUCAUUGUGGGUCAUUGUUUUCAAAUAACUAUCGUGAACGGCA